AUGUUUCUCUUCGGGCUGGGCAAGCUUGUCUACGUCAUCAUCCUCAUCAUCAACGCCAUCGCCGUCCUCUCCGAAGACCGCUUCCUUGCCCGUAUCGGAUGGGGCCGCACACAGGCUGCUGAGCCGGGCUUCGGCGCGACCUACGACAACACGAGCGUCAAGGCCAAGUCCGUCAAUCUGAUCGCCAGUGUGCGCACAGUAAUGCGAAGUGAGUCUCUCCUCCUUUUCCUUCACUCUUCCAAUCCACAAAAUCUGCAGCAAGCAUGCAGACGCCCCAAGUCUCCCUCCCGGACAGAAACAACCAGGCAGCAAGCAAGGAUCUCUUCCCAAAACCAGCUUGCUAACCACAUUAUCUUUCGUCAAGUACCCCUUAUCGUCAUCAACACCGUGGUAAUCGCAUACGAGCUGAUCCUCGGAUAA
This is a messenger RNA of Penicillium lagena, 420 nucleotides long. RefSeq names its product YOS1 family protein. Bases 1 to 420 code for a protein of 139 amino acids. The record is from RefSeq and is a predicted model, not a curated record. NCBI's taxonomy places the organism in Eukaryota, Fungi, Ascomycota, Eurotiomycetes, Eurotiales, Aspergillaceae. Gene Ontology annotation, cellular component: COPII-coated ER to Golgi transport vesicle; endoplasmic reticulum membrane; Golgi membrane. The transcript has 3 exons. Gene Ontology annotation, biological process: endoplasmic reticulum to Golgi vesicle-mediated transport.